This is a messenger RNA of Drosophila erecta, 949 nucleotides long. Its product is annotated as serine protease grass. Bases 74 to 949 code for a protein of 291 amino acids. NCBI's taxonomy places the organism in Eukaryota, Metazoa, Arthropoda, Insecta, Diptera, Drosophilidae. The transcript is spliced from 5 exons. Gene Ontology annotation, biological process: proteolysis. Gene Ontology annotation, molecular function: serine-type endopeptidase activity. The record is from RefSeq and is a predicted model, not a curated record.
AUUUCUUGGCACUGUUGUUGUUGGAGGUUCUGCUGUUGCGGCGAAUUCGGAAACGCUCAGUACGGAAAUCGACAUGAAGAUCGCCGCAGCUCUGAUUAUUCUGCUUAGUUCAAUUGUAUUUGGAAAUGGGGAAUUUUUGGAGCCGAACUGCGGAGUUUCGGUUUCGAGCAAUGGUAAUGUGAUGCCUCUGAUAUUCAAUGGUCGCCCGGCUGAUAUGUUUGGUAACCCAUGGAUGGCAUUGAUAGUAACCACAGAACCCAAUGUAUUAAGAAUGUGUGGUGGAUCCCUCAUCACAAACCGGUUUGUUCUUAGUGCUGGGCACUGCACAUAUAAUAGCCCCACAGACGUAUACUUAGGUGAGUUCGACAGGUCAACCAUCACGGAUUGUUCCGAUAAAGCCUGUAUGCCGAAUGCCAUUAAAAUCGCGGUCGACGCGUAUCUAAAACACCCCAAGUAUGUGCACUACAACCAAAACGACAUAACUCUGUUCCGACUGAUCACCCCGGUGCAAUUCACUGCCUACAUAAAGCCAAUCUGCCUGGUGACCGACAAUGACGUCUUAAACUACAUCACAUAUAUGAAUGUCACUGGAUGGGGCAUUACAGAAAACAGAGUGGCUAGCCAAGUCCUAAUGACAACCACCCUUACCAAAAUGGAUCGCUCCUACUGCUCGCACGCGUAUGGCUACCAAGUGGAUGAGUCUCACAUUUGUGCCUGGGACUACACCUCAAGCGCGUGCCCAGGAGAUUCGGGGGGCCCUUUAUUUGCUAAAGUUCGAAUUAGUGGUUUAGAUCGAGUCGUUCAGCUCGGCAUAGUCAGUUAUGGGAGCGAGCAAUGUCGCGGAAUGGGGGUCUAUACCAACGUUUUCUACUAUAUGAACUGGAUCAAGGAUGCCAUACGAGUUGGAACUCCCAACACCAUAAAUAAUAGUGCUGCAGCUUGGAAAUAG